Molecule: messenger RNA, 1308 nt
Organism: Cydia splendana
Lineage: Eukaryota; Metazoa; Arthropoda; Insecta; Lepidoptera; Tortricidae
Exons: 2
Coding region: 208-1308 (366 amino acids)
Source: RefSeq, a predicted model, not a curated record
CAAAUACACGUCAAAUCAAAAUCAUUUUCGCUAGCGAUUAUGGAGCGUAAUGGUUUUGUGUUUCGUAAUAAACACGUUAUGUUUACAACUGGUAUUAAAACGGAAAACAGAAUUAACGAUAAAGACGUUUUAAUUGAAACAGAUGGCACGUUUAUAUUAGUCGUUAGGUAUAAAUAACACAGUUGUUUUGAUUAAUUUUCCUUUAAAAUGAAUCCUGAGGAUCAGAGUUCAGAUUUCACGAGAGUUGUUGACACUGUGAUGAGUUUAUUCGGUGAAGUGAUGACCCGAGAUGCAGUCUGCGCAAUCGUGGAGCACUGUGGUGGGGACUUGACUGAAGCAGUUGAUAUUAUUGUCAACAUGUCAGAUGAUUCUUCUGUCAGCGAAUUAUCAAAUAAUGUACCAACACCCAAUCAAACAAUUGUAUCUUCACACAAUGUUGCGGGAAAUCUAACUGUGUCACCAACGCCGCAGAAUACUGGAACUGUGGAACUCAUAAUUAAAGAGACAGAAAGUCUAUCUGUAACAAGAAACCCACAAAAUGCCAAUAUGCUGGUAUUACAACCUGAAUUAUCAUAUUCUGGAGUGUCACAAUCCAAAGGAGCUUACCCCAAACAGCUUCCUAAACAAAGACCAAUCAACUCGCAAAUAAGUAUAUGGACGCCACAAACUAAACAAAUUGUUGAAUACCACAAUAAAGGGAGUAGAACUUUGAUUUUAAUGAGAGGUCUACCUGGGAGCGGCAAGUCUUUCUUAGCACGGCAACUAGUUGAAAUGAUGUGCCCAAGCAUGAAUUAUAAAUCAUUCAUAUUUAGCACCGAUGACUUUUUCAUGCAUAGAGGAAGAUAUGAAUUUCAGAGGUAUAUGCUUCCCGAGGCACACUUAUGGAAUCAAAAUAGGGUACAAGAAGCAAUUGGACGCGGUUUAAGCCCUAUUAUCGUCGAUAAUACUAACGUGGAGAUACGGCACAUGGAGUCAUAUGUUAGGGCAGCAGUCCGGGGAGGCUACAUAAUAGAGGUUUUAGAACCUAAUACUCCAUGGGCUAAAAAAGUUGGCCAUCUGGCUCGAAAAAAUUCCCAUGACGUCAACAUUUCGACUUUAAAACGACUACUAGAUUCCUUCCAACAUUGCCCGAACGGUGCUUUUUUAAUACAAAUUUUUGGGCUAUCAUAUCCUGCUGAUAAAGUCCCUCCAGUAUUGAGGAAUAUUCCACCUGUUUUUGAACAAGAUCAACAUGAUGCACCAUCUUCACAUAAAACAAGUGAAAGCCAGGUAAAGUACAAGAUGAAUUUAUUUUAUGGAAAGUUUUAA